AUGAAGCGAGUAUUCGGGACGAGGGACGACAACGAGGGCUCCUCCGAUGGCAGACCCUCGGAGUCCCACGAUGAUGGACCAGCGCCCAACGAGCACACGCGUCUGCUUCCCAAUAGGGUUGACAGCGACAACAGGCCGGGCUACCUGAGCCCGGACGAUCCAGCCGUCUCACCAUACAACUUGUUCACUGUCCGAUUUACCAGAUACCUCACCAUCUUCUUCACUAUCAUCACGUUCCUGUGGUGGGUGCUCCAAUUAGUGUCCAUCUUCGUGUCGCCUCCCGGCCUGUCGACGAGAGGGUCCGGCUUCUUUGGGUUCAGCUAUUCCAGCAUUGCUCUAGCCACGUUGAUCGUGACCCUCCUCUUCUUUGCCGCCCCAUCGAAGGCAGCCCGAAUACUCUCGGCGAUAGCCUCUGUGCUCUUGCUCGUCAAUGUCAUCAUCAUCGUGUCUGUCCAGAACACGAGGCAUGAGGAAGCCUGGACCGGCAUCGCAAGUGUCGUCUGGGCACUUCUGAUGGCGGUCUGGUCGCUAUCUGCCGACCGGAUCGUCAAGUGGGGUAAAAAAGAAGAAGAACAGAGGUUAACCGGCCGUGAGGAGCCCCGGAGAACUCUGCUCGAGUGGACUCAAGUGCUCCUUGCGACGAUCGGGUUUGCCGUGCUUGCCGUGGUUGCGUUGCUUCUAACAUUCACACUUAUAUUGAGGGCCGUGGAUGCCAAGGUAGCGGCCCCAGGAGAUCUAUACUGGGUGGAUGGCGACAAAUAUCAGAUCCAUCUGUACUGCCGUGGCAACGAAACAGAUUCCAAGGGGAAUAAGCUGCCAACCGUGCUUUUCGAAGGCGGAGAGGACCCGGUCGAGGAUGGGUUAUGGCAAUUUGCAGACAAUGCUCUGAACAACGGGUCUUUUAGCAGAUACUGUUUCGCAGAUCGGCCCGGAAUGGCAUGGAGCGAUACAGCGCCGUCGCCUUUCUCUGCUAGCCAGGCAACAGAAGCUUUGAGCGAAGCACUCGCGCGCGCUGGGGAGACGGGGCCUUGGGUACUUGCCAGCGCUGGCGUUGGGUCAAUCUACUCGCGCGUGUUCUCCUCGCGGCAUGGCAAGGAAAUCAAGGGCCUCGUCUUGAUCGACCCGCUGCACGAGGACCUCCUCUACCGCUUGGGUACGCCUGGGAGGGGCUUCACGCUCUGGCUUAGAGGAGUGAUUUCCCCUCUCGGCCUUGACCGCAUCCCCGGUGCCCUCUUCAACGGCCGUACGAGCGAGGACCGAGUCUUUGGGCGUGCUUCAUACCAGACUGGGAAGCAGAUAUUUGCCAAACUGCAGGAGAGUCUGGUCGCCGAUUCCCUGACCAAGCGGGAUGUCGCCUCGAGCCGGGCUAUCCAAGCGCCCGACGUCCCUCUUGUCGUCAUCAGCUCUGCGAUCAAGCUCCGGACUGAUAGCCAGUGGGAGGGCAGGCAGAGAGAUCUCACGCAUCUGACCGAGAACUUGCACGAUUGGGACAUAGUCAACAAGGCUCCCCACCAGGUGUGGAAGACGCUGGACGGACGGGAUGUUAUUGAGAAGAGAAUCAGACAGCUGGUCCAUGGGAAGUGA
Messenger RNA from Diaporthe amygdali, 1584 nucleotides. RefSeq lists its product as uncharacterized. The transcript is spliced from 2 exons. Bases 1 to 1584 code for a protein of 527 amino acids. NCBI's taxonomy places the organism in Eukaryota, Fungi, Ascomycota, Sordariomycetes, Diaporthales, Diaporthaceae. The record is from RefSeq and is a predicted model, not a curated record.